Messenger RNA from Sorex fumeus (smoky shrew), 4740 nucleotides. It is a transcript of the gene MINAR1, whose product is annotated as membrane integral NOTCH2 associated receptor 1. NCBI's taxonomy places the organism in Eukaryota, Metazoa, Chordata, Mammalia, Eulipotyphla, Soricidae. The record is from RefSeq and is a predicted model, not a curated record. Gene Ontology annotation, cellular component: plasma membrane. Bases 324 to 2792 code for a protein of 822 amino acids. Gene Ontology annotation, biological process: negative regulation of cell population proliferation; negative regulation of TOR signaling. The transcript has 4 exons.
AGGGGCCACCCGGAGGGGCCGCGCGCCCGGGGAGGGUCCCCCUGGAGAGUCCAUCGGAGGGUCCGCUCGCAGAGGGUCCGCCCGGAGGGUCCCGCCCGCCGGUGUGUGCGCGCCCGGGGAGGGCGGUCACGUGGCGGCCCAUCGCUCCAAUCUGGGCCCCUGACGCCCGGCCGGGCCAAGAGGGAAAAUCAAUGAGCGAAGUGGCCGGCGCGGCCCGGCGGGGCCCGGGGCUGCGGGGCCGCGCGCCGCGGUCACCUUCAGUGCGGGCCGCGGGGGACGUGGCGCGGCCGGACACAAAGGGGGGCGCGCGCAGGUCCUGAGCCAUGGAGGCCCCGCGGGAACCACCGCUGGUCCUGGUGAAGGUUCUGGAGGAGCUGGCCAGCACGCGGCCCGCGACAUCCUACCAGGACCUCUGCCAGUCCCUUUGUGCCCGCCUGGAUCUGCCUCAGCUCUCCAGGCUCCGGAACCUGCUCUUCCACACUGCCUGCCUGGACCCUGGCUUCCCGGCCAUGCUCUUCAAGGACAAGGUGAAGUGUCCUGCAGACAACUCGCAGUCCAAGAAGAUCAUGGUGGCUGCCGACGUGGUAACCAUGUUCAACCUCAUCCAGAUGAGUGGCAGCGCUGCCAAGGAGAAGCUGCCGGGGGCAGGGGGGUGCCGGGAGGAGGCGGGCGGCGAGGCCGAGUGUGGGCCCCUGGACUGCCAGCUCCGCCACCAGCCCUUCGGCCCAGGAUACCCGGCUGGGCGGUGCGAGAGCAGGGAGAGCCCCGAGUUCCUGCCCCCCUUGCAGCCCGACUUCCUGCUGGGUGUGGGCGAGGCCAGCAAGAGCCGCACAGCAUCUCUGGACCGCCUGCAGCGCCUGGGCCCUUUCGGCGUGGGUGUCCCACGGCCCUGCGAGAUGCAGAGAACCUACUUCCCCAUGAACCUGGACAGCGAGCCGCUCUCAGACACAGAGCCACUGCCCCCCAGCCUGGCCGGCAGUGACGCCUUCCUGCCCACUGACCAGCCCCUGCUGGUGCCCUCCCGCGAGCAGAGAUGCGGUAUCUCCAGAGAGAACUUCCACCUGCUGGUGCCCAUGGGCCCCCGGCAGGCUGGGACGAAGCGCGGGGCACCCCCGAGGCGGAAGGAGCCGCCCAGGAGCCCUGUCUUCACCCACAGCUUUGAGCUGCCAAGCAGCAGCCCCAGCCUGGACCCUGCAUACGACCAGCGACGGGUCAAGCAUGAGAGCCUGGACGACCUGCAGGCUUCUACCUACUUCGGCCCCUCGCCUGUGCCCGGGGCAGCAGAGCCACGGCGCUGCCCCGGAAGGCCCGGCAGACCUAGCCCCUGGCCGGCCAAGAGCUGGAGCCUCAACACAGACGAAGUGCCUGACUUCGAGUGCUCCUUCUUCAGCAGAGAGCCCCCCGAGGAGAAGAAGCAGCGAUACCCCAGUCCUGGCACCCAGAGCCCCAUGUUCCCCACCCGGGACAGGCGUCAGGCUUUCCUGCCACCCAAGGACUCAGAGCCUGUCCUGUACGUGGCCACACCUGCGGCCACACCUAUGAACCUGGAGAACGCCGAGCCGGCCAAGGCCUUCCAGGAGGACAGGCCAGGCUGCAGCAGCAGGCAGCUGAGCACGGACACCAGCAGCGUGAGCACCCAGACGGAGCCGCUGGUGCCAGAGCCCAGAGGCACCGCCAGGUCCAGCGACAGGCAUGGCCGGAAGCGGUCGGAGGAGUCUGAGGCCAUCAGCGACGACAUCAGUGACAUCUUCCGCUUCCUGGACGACAUGAGCAUCUGCGGCUCCUCAGGAAUCCUGCCCUCGUCCUGCCACAACAGCAUGGGGUCCCUGUCCCAGCUGCCCAAGUCCGACAGCGACAGCCCCGCGGGGGGCCAGGGUCACUCGGAGGAGGAGCUGAGGAGCAGCGUGUGCCGGCUGCUGCUGCGGAUCGGGGAUAUCGAACGCAGGCUGGAGUCGCUGCUGGGUGUGCGCGAGGAGAUCUCCCAGGUCCUGGGGAAGCUCAACAAGCUGGACCAGAAGAUGCGGCAGCCCGUGGAGCCGGCGGGCCGCGCUCCACUGGACCUGUCAGAGGACGAGGGGAGCGACUCGGCCCAGCUGCCCCGCGCCCACACGCCUGCCCGGGACGACACAGCUGCCGACUGGGGCUGCUCCGAGGGCGGUGGCAGCCACGGCACCGGCUUGCACGUGGCAGCCCUCAAGCGGAGCCUGCUGGCCCGGCCCUCCUCCAGGUCCCUGACGGAGAACAGCGCCACCGAGUCGAAGAUCGCUAGCAUCUCCGACUCGCCAAGGGGCUGGCGCCCCGUCACCCAUGCCACCCACGCUGGCCGAGGGGGCCUGGGCGGGACUGAGGGCAAAGACUGGCAUCGCAAGCCCAAGGAGACCGAUCGGCAGCAUGAGGCGCCCCACACUGGCUUCCUGGUGGAGCAGGUUUUCAGCCCCCACGCGCACCCCGCCUCACUCCGGGGCCCCACCAAGGGUGGCUCAUUGUAUGCCAACAUGCGGCUGGCCGAGGUGAAGAGGCAGCCCCCCUGGGCCCUGGAGGAGCAUGUCCGCAGCGUGGGUGCCAAGGGCAAACUGGCUGCACUGGACCUGCAGACCCAGGAGUCCCUGAACCCCAACAACCUGGAUUACUGGAUGGAAGGGCUCCACACACCUGGCUAUGACUCACUGUUGAAGCACAAGGAGGCCGAGUUCCGGCGUGCCAAGGGAUGCAAGCUGGCGGCCCUCAUCACCGCGGCCGCCUGCACCGUGCUGCUGGUCAUCGUCGUGCCCCUCUGCACCAUGAAGUCAUGAGCAGGCAGGGAGACAUGGUCUCGGCGGGAAGAAGUGGGUGACCGGCAUGUCCUGGGCCCGGGGCACUGAGGGGCCUACCAAGGGCUAAAAUACUGAUUCUGGCCCGUCCGACACCGUCUUCAUGGGCCACCGUGGAACUUUCUGCACACCCCUCUGUGCAGGGCAGGACUGAGCUGCCAUGUCUGCUCAGAGCCUGUCCCCAUCUGGGAGUGGGGGUCAGGGGAGAACCCCCAGGCUUCGGGUCCUGAGGGAGUGGUAUCUCCCCAACCCUCUCUGGGACUUCGUGUGUCUGGGGCUCGUACCUCGAAGAACAAAAGAGGACUGAACGCUGAGGUUCUCAGGAGUGUGGGGCCCCCACCUCCCUCAUUCCGGGGGCUGUUCACAGCUCCUCAGCCCUAGCAGGGUCCUGUGGGAGGGUCUCAGCUCCCCCCACACUGACACUGACUUUCCAAUGGUCAGCAGAGCAAAAAAAAAAAAAAGACAAAACAGCUCCACUGAACCACAUCUGUGCGUCUGUCCGUCUGUCUGGUUGGCGAGCUGGGCUCCGUCUUGUCUCUCCGAAGGCACUGCAGUGUCCCCCGGACUCCCACAGUCAUACCAUCUCCUGAGGCCGAGCCUUCCCUGCCCCUGGGAUCUGAUGGGGAUGGCAAUGUGAGACCAGCUGGGGUGGCAGGGCCCAUGGACGCAGCCUUUGAGCAACCAAAGGCCAGCAGAGCCAUGCCCUUGAGUUGGGGUCAGCAUGGUUUGGGGGUGCCCAAGUGAAUAGCUGUGUGGUGGCAUCCAGCUCUUCCUUUCCUGGUGCUGUGUGUGGGGCAGCUGCUCCCGAAGGUGGCCCUGGGAUGUGGCCCCCAUUCUGCCACGCCUCCAUCCACAUCCUGUAACUGCCUCUCCAGCCCCUCUGGCCAUCCGUGGGGGCAGCACCAGUCAGCUGGGGAGGGACACAGCCACCCAGACAGGGAAAGGGAGGAUACAGAUUCCCCUGCCCCCAUUCCAGAAUGGUCUCUGCAAGGGCCAUUUCCUGGGUCUGAGCCUGCAUCAUCACAUGCCCAAACCACCUCAUUCCCAUGUUCAGGCAGCAGGCCUGGCCCUGCUGGCAAGAUUCUGUCCGCAGGAGCUGCCCUGAGCUCGUGGGAAAUCAUUUUCCUUACCUCCUCUUUCCAUUUCUAUCCACUUUGGACAGCGCCUCGGAAAAGCAAAAAAGUCCCCACCUUCUGCUUCCGGGUACUCCACCCCAUACCUCUUUGUUGCCUGGAGCAAACCCUUCUCUGUCCCCUGCCUGCCCAGGGCAGGUAGUCAAUGCCAGGGCACAGCGGCACCUGGAGGCCUGACUGAUGGCUACUGAAUGCUCCUCCGAAAACCACGAUGGGCCAGUCGUGUUUACAGAUACCAGAAAAGGCGAUGGAGCCCCUGGGCUUGGGACAGAGAACACUGCCCAGAAAGUGUCCAGCGGGUGGUUCAGAAACUCGGAACACCAUAGCCCCACCUGCUCCCAGUGUUGCACAGUCCGAGGGAAUGUUCCGGUUGUUCUGCUCAACCACGAGGACCCUGUUACAACAGGAUGCCUGGGGGGUCCUGAGGACCCUGUCAUGACUGUAUGUAUAUGAGCCUGGGGUCUAUUUCUAAAGGGGUUUGUCAUUGCUGGAAUAAUGUGGGAUGGGGUCUCAAUAUUUAUUCAAGUAACUGAGAGACGCAACAUACUUAUGCCUUAUGAGUGAGGGGUAUGGGAGGGCGGUUCAGGGGAGACUGAGGCCCCGGGUCUGAUGUGUCCGUCUCGGCUCACUCCUGGUGCUUGGCCAAUGUUAUAUAAAACCAAGAACUAAGCACAUUUCUAGACUUCGUUUUCAAAUGGCUCUAGUCACAUUUGGUGAAUGUACAAGGUUGGUUUGAAGCGCUCAUGUAAAAUCUGCCUCUCUACAUAUAACCGAAAAUAAACUUAGAAAGUGGUCGA